AUGGUCCUCAUCUACCCACCGACGAUUGGUGACGUCAGUGAGAUGUAUGACGAGAUUGUUACAGGCUUCACGAGCAACGCCAGAGGCAACCAGCGGGUCGACAUCUCACUUUGCUCAGGCAUAGGUGAGGCCUCAGCUCCAUCCUGCUCGCACCACGUAUCUGCUCCACCACCUUAUGUGGCAUACAGCACGAACGCGUCAGCGUCGAAGCUCUACAGCUGUCCAUCGAUAUGUAAUCCAGUUUGCCAAUAUGCAGUGAUCCUGCUGCUCUAUUCAGUCGUUUUUCUGGCGGUUGCUGUCCUCUCUGCUAUUUAUCUCGACGCCUUUCUUUCAUACUAUUCCACUUUAUGGACCGCGGUGAUAUCUACUAUAAACUCUAUGAUUGGAAUAAUUGCUGGGAUUUCAAAUAACGAUCGCUUUCUAUUGGCACAUCUGAUUCUAUCCUUGGAUAUCCAUGGCCGCCUACACAGCUUGUGGCGUAAUCUGCUGGAGGGAUUUUAUGAAAAUAGGAACCACAGCAUGGUGCGAAGAAAAUCCGUAUUUUUGUGA
Molecule: messenger RNA, 549 nt
Organism: Cooperia oncophora
Lineage: Eukaryota; Metazoa; Nematoda; Chromadorea; Rhabditida; Trichostrongylidae
Source: the annotation of a GenBank genome assembly